CGAGGAUCCACUUCGUAUCAUAGCUGUCUGAAAUCAUCGUUAUGCAGCCACUAGAAGUGGGUACUCGCGUUCUCUGCCGCUGGAGGGACGGAAAACAUCAUCCCGUCAAGGUAAUCGAGCGUCGUAGACUUCACACCGGCGGGCCUAAUGACUACGAGUACUACGUUCAUUACACAGAGUUCAAUAGGAGGCUUGAUGAAUGGGUUAGACUUGAACAGCUUGACCUUGACUCAGUAGAAAACGAUGUAGAUGAAAAGGUGGAAGACAAGGUAACAGGUUUGAAAAUGACACGCCACCAGAAACGUAAGAUUGAUGAGACUCAUGUUGAGGGGCAUGAAGAGCUUGAUGCUGCCAGCUUACGUGAACAUGAGGAGUUCACCAAAGUCAAAAACAUUGCAACUAUAGAACUUGGAAGAUAUGAGAUUGAGACAUGGUACUUCUCCCCCUUUCCACCAGAAUACAAUGACUCCCUCAAUCUCUACUUUUGUGAGUUUUGUCUCACUUUCAUGAAGCGCAAAGAACAGCUUCAGAGACAUAUGAAAAAAUGUGAUCUUAAACACCCCCCUGGUGAUGAGAUAUAUCGGAGUGGUACUCUAUCAAUGUUUGAGGUUGAUGGGAAAAAGAACAAAGUCUAUGGCCAGAAUCUAUGCUAUCUUGCAAAAUUAUUUCUUGAUCACAAGACCCUCUACUAUGAUGUUGACUUGUUUUUGUUUUACGUGCUGUGUGAGUGUGAUGAUCGGGGAUGCCACAUGGUCGGAUAUUUCUCCAAGGAAAAGCAUUCAGAGGAGUCAUACAAUCUAGCAUGUAUUCUAACUCUUCCUCCUUAUCAGAGGAAAGGCUAUGGAAAAUUCCUAAUUGCAUUUUCAUAUGAGCUUUCAAAGAAAGAAGGUAAAGUUGGGACACCUGAAAGACCUCUUUCUGACCUGGGAUUGCUUAGCUACAGGGGAUAUUGGACCAGGGUUCUUUUAGACAUUUUGAAAAAGCACAAAGGCAACAUAUCCAUCAAGGAGCUUAGUGACAUGACAGCGAUCAGGGCGGAAGACAUAUUGGCAACUCUGCAGGCGUUGGAACUGAUACAGUACAGGAAAGGGCAGCAUGUGAUCUGUGCAGAUCCAAAGGUGUUGGAUCGCCAUCUAAAAGCAGCUGGGCGUGGUGGUCUUGAGGUUGAUGUUAGCAAAUUGAUUUGGACACCUUAUAAAGAACAAGGUUGACUUCAUUUCCAAUCACCCUUCGUUUCUAGGACAUGACAUUACAGAUACUUAAUUGACCUCAUCCAGUAUAUGUAAAAUUGAUGCUUCUUGUUCUUCAAUUCUGGAAAAUCCUUGAUAUUCUCUUCAAUGAAGCUACCAGGG
Molecule: messenger RNA, 1352 nt
Organism: Lactuca virosa
Lineage: Eukaryota; Viridiplantae; Streptophyta; Magnoliopsida; Asterales; Asteraceae
Source: the annotation of a GenBank genome assembly